Messenger RNA from Platichthys flesus (European flounder), 7680 nucleotides. It is a transcript of the gene bahd1, whose product is annotated as bromo adjacent homology domain containing 1. The record is from RefSeq and is a predicted model, not a curated record. Bases 788 to 3373 code for a protein of 861 amino acids. Gene Ontology annotation, molecular function: chromatin binding. The transcript has 7 exons. Lineage: Eukaryota; Metazoa; Chordata; Actinopteri; Pleuronectiformes; Pleuronectidae.
GUGAGUCGACUUUCAACAGACCAACAACAAAGUGCCCGUGCAGCAGACAGCUCCUCAGUCACAUGUCAGAGCAGGUUUUAGCUCGGAGCUCCAGCUUCUCCCCGCAGACCAGCUCGCUGAGGCCGGAGCAAAGGAGCAGCAGAGCCGGGGCCGUGUGUGUCCGUACCGGGGGGAACACAAGUGUGAGAGGCAGGGGGCUUAGAGUCAUUAACGAGGUGAAAGCCAUCUGUCAGCCACAGCAGGGGCGGCCCUGCUGCCGGCCCACGGUGACAUGUGGACGGCGCGUCCGUGGCCCUUUAAGAAACUCCAUGUUUUCGCUACUUGAUGCGUCAACAUAAAAAGCGGAUGAUGCUGUUAUGUAAAAACACGCUGAAGUCACUGGUAGUUUGCGGGAGGACGCCUCUCCGCAUCCCUCGCGACCGGAUCGUGGAUUAAAGUGGGUUUUUACGCGCGGCGCACGGAGCUGCGCAGAUAGGAGUGAACACCGAGAGGAAAAGGGCUUCGGUCGAUCAACUCAACAUGAGUCUGCUUCCACUGGGUUUUCCUCCUCCACUCGAGGGAAGUGUACACCUGACGCAUCUCCCCCUCGUCCUGUGGAAGUGAUCCCUCUUCCCUCAGAACCAUCGACCCCCGGCUCGUGUUCGGGCUCCAGGAAGAGAGUGUAUGGACUCAUCUGAUGAUCCAUGAUGAGGUUCAGUGAAGGCCUUUUCUGAGCUGAAGCACACCGUCGCAGGACCCUGUGGAUGAAGAGGAGAAGGUGGUGUAUCUGCUCACGGACGCUGAGACCAUGGUGAAAGCUCAGCGGAGCCAGUCAUUGAAAUGCGGACAGCGCCAGAAAGAGAAGGGAUGCAAGGUAAAGGGAGGUGGCGUGCCGAAGGGGAAAGAAAGAAAGAUUGAGCUGAAAGGGAAGAAAAAGAACGAUAAGAAAGAGUCCCACCGGAGUAGGAGGAAGACGCUGGUUGCAGGCGAUGGAGAUGCACUGGACUGUUGCGUCCUGCUCACCCGUCUGGAGGAGAAAGCAGUUGUGGGUAAAGAAAAGUAUGCACCAAAAUCUGGGAAACAAAAGAACGAUAAAAGCAUGAAGAAGCUGCACUCCAGCUCCACUCAAAGAAGAACCAAAUCUGGACUAAAGAAAACAUCCACAGCCAAUCAACAAGCACUGGAACCAAAAAGCAACCAAUCUGACGCCUUACUCAUGUUGCCCACAUCUGUCCUUGAGCCCCGCAGGCGCAGGAUGGCCUCUCUCAAUGCAGAGGCUUUCAACAGCCUGCUGCUCUACAGAGGCAGCCCUGCAACGUCAAAUGUCAUGAAGAAACCGCAGGCUUCUACUGAAGAUCCAGCUAGAGAUAGUCUCGCUAAAACUGAACACAGAGAUCAUAAAACCAAAAAGGUUUCAUCAGGAGGGAAAGCGACACUAAAAGAAAAACCUAAAAAACAGAAGCGGUCGUCAUUGGAAGCGCUUGACAUUGACUGGCUGAGCUUGCUCACGCCAACCCCUCGGCGUAAAGCAGGUCUCACCGCCGCAACUCUGCUCAAACUCACUAGUGCCCCUUACGGAACCAAACGGCAGAAGAAAUCAGAGGCCAAGCCAGGGAGUGGCGUUAAAGCCGCAGCAGCUACGACUCAGGUUGAGGUUAGCGGUAAACCGUUGUGUAAAGGGGCAACGCAGACCAAAAGAACAAUGCAUCCCGAGCAUGAGGAGCAACUAAAGCACAGACAACAGGGUACAGGGGAUCCGGUUCGUUCCCAGCUGGGCCCCAACAUCCAGGGAUGCUGCAGUUUAUGUAAGACAGAAGCUUUGGAUCCCGAGUGGAAAGACGCCACAGGGGGGCAGGAGUGUCUCAGGCACGCACUCCAUUGUGGCUCCGCUCUGGGAUUUUCCUUAAAAACAAUCAAAGAGGAGCAGGUGGAGACCAAGGUGUCCUCCUGCUACUGCUGCUCCCAGGAGAGGUGUGUCGAGUACUGUCACAGACUGGCCCUCUUCCUGGAGGACAAGACCUUCAAGGAACCCGAGGACGGCUCGCUGGCCGACGUGUUCCACCACCAUCAUCACCACCAUCAUCACCACCAUCACCAUCUGCAGUCUCCUCAUUCUGUCGCCCACUCAGCACCCAUAACCAUCAGCCCGCACACUUACACCUGUUUCCCUGGCUACUACGUCCACUUCAGCCACCCGGACCCCUCCCCCUCACCUGGGACGCCCCUCACUUUAUGCCCAAGGAGUGGCAAGAGACCCAAGUUACGCCCAAGCACAAGUCCGCAGCCCUCAGGGAUCAGCCAUCCGGUGUACUGCUGCACCUCGGUGGAAGCGUGCUACGGAGAGCCCUGCAGGGUCAACAGCUACGCCGCGUAUAGCAGUGUGAUUCCAGCCAUCACCAGAGGGGGGUGCUCCUUUGGCCCCGCAGACUGCACAAACUGUAACCAUGGCAUCAAGAGAGAAGACUACUCAUCAACCCUCAACGACCAUCACAGCCCCUCUUCCAUCCCCAUCUCCCCCAGCCCCAGAAUUCUCACUGGCUGCCCCGUUCCCACCGUGCCUCCAGCCGGCCAAUCAGUGGCCCACGUUCAGACUCCGCUGUCCAACCCCAGCCAACCGCAGCCACCGCUGCAGGUGGGAAAGGAGUGUCCGCAGAGUGCCAAGCCGCCUAGUGGGUCGAGGUCUGGCGGUCGCGGCAACGGCACCAUCGGCUCAGCUGUCUGCCCUCUAAACAGGGACAAGAAACAGAAGCCCAGCUCUCCCAGUGUCAAAGAGCGGUCGGUUGCCAAGCAGCCGAAGAACUGCCGCCAGAAAACCACCAACGGCUGGCGGGCAGUUGGCCUGCCCUUUCAGAGGGAGGUUUUCUCUGUGGGAGAGGAGGCUCCUGUGCUGAGGAAGUGUUUUGAGGGCAUCCAGAGGGACGGGGAGCUGAUUCGGGUCAGAGACACUGUUCUGCUGAAAUCUGGGCCCAAGAAGAAGUCUCUGCCUUACGUGGCCAAGAUCUCAGCACUGUGGGAAGAGCCAGAGUCAGGAGAGCUGAUGAUGAGUUUGUUUUGGUACUACCGUCCAGAACACACGCAGGGGGGACGCAACCCCAGCUUACAUUGUGAGAAUGAGAUCUUUGCGUCUCGUCACCAGGAUGUGAACAGUGUGGCCUGUAUUGAAGACAAAUGCUAUGUCCUGACAUUGGCACAGUAUUGUCGAUUUUGUGCCUUGGUAACACGCCGUAGGGAAGGUGUACACGACAGUGCCGCCUCCCUCGUGGUGCCACCCAUUGCUGGCAACGCCAUGCCCACCCACCACUGUGUGCCCGAUGACAUCAACCCAGAGCUGGUGUUCUUCAGCCGACACGUCUACGACUUCCGCUUCGGUCGCCUGCUCAAAAACCUGCAGUAGCAUGUGAUGUAUGCCAUGACUGUGGGACUCGAGCUAAUGUUUCUCUGGUUUCAUCCUUUACAACUUUGUAUAACUACAAAACUACCUGCUGCCUCUGUGAGAGAGGAACUGGACAUUUAGGAUGAAGGAGACACAAGCUUAUCUUUAUUUGAAAUUCAUACUCAACCGCGCCACAUGUUUAUUUAGUGAGAGUCCUGGUCUGACAUACGGUGUUGUAGAAGAGUCGUUAUGGCAGUGUAAUUGGGCUUCAUCAUACAUGGCUCUCUGGUGUUGUAGCAGCUGUGUGAAAACCCUGGAAUGUACUCUGCUGUAGAAAAUGCUACUGUAGCUCUUAGAAAUGUGACACUUGAUAUAUAUAUAUAUAAGGAGAAGUUGAUGUUACAUGUGAACCAUGUUACCAUCUGCCUGCAGAUAUCAGACACACAAAGUAUCAGUUAUACGUCAUAGAUAAAGAUCAUGCUCAUCAUUAGAAUUCCUUUUUCUCAAAGACAAUUCAGACUAAGGUUUCAGAGUAAGACGCAAACUUGUGUCUUCAAGUAUUGGUCAUUGUGUCGAUUCACUUUGUUGCCAGAAGUUCUUUGAGUUGAUCCAAUCUGAGGUCAGUGAAUAUAAAGCUGCUGCCGGCAGAAAUUUAGCAAAGCUCAGCAUAAAUACUGGAAACAAUUGGGGGAUUGACCAUCAGUAGCGAGGUCCCUUCGAUGCACUCGACCAAGCACAGUGUUAGACUUUAAUCAUCCUUUCAUCCUGUUUUUAUCAUACCAAAUGUAAUAUAAAACCAAGCCUAUCGGAGAAUGAACCCUUUGGUCAAUGUCCCAUCCAAUAACAUGGAGGAGGCAGGAUCAUUUUUAUGAUCCUGCCUCCUUAUACCUUUACCGCAGCCAGCAAACAAGACAUUUUGACUUCACUUUUAUGAAACAGUUAUGUCUUUUGUCUUUAUCUACUGUCUUUUUUGGAAAGAGCCGGGCUAGCUGUUCCCCUAUUUCCAGUCUUUAUGCUAAGCUAAGAUAUUUAGCUGUUUGCUCAGGCAGACAUAAAUCUCAGCGAGAAAGUAGCUUAGUGUAUCUCCCACAGUUUCAAAUAAUCUUUUAUCUAACAUUUCCAUUUUCAUGUGAGUGUGAUUGACUUGUAGGUCUAUGUAGUGAACUCCGGACAAAGCUGCGAAGAAAGGAGAUUCGGUUAAAUAUACUCACUGAUCAGUUUUGUGCACGGCCACAAAUGAAAAGUGGAAGCAGUUUGGCGACAUCGGUUGUGAGUCUCUAAGAUAAUUAUAGGUUUUAUGACAUAUCUGUUGCCCUGAAAUGGUGAGUUGUCACACUGUAACACAGACGUGCGCUCUACAAAGAACGCACAGGUGAGUUUGUUUGGUCUUGCGGUGUGAAGACGUCCAACGAGCCGAGCAUUGAGGGGGUUCGUGUUAUGCCAAUGCUGAGGAAUACUUUACUUUGUGAUUUGACUCUGGUGUCAGCGAACUGUAUAUUUGCAUUUAUACGUUUGGAAGAGCGCUUGUUUCUGGCAGAUGGCAACAGUUAGUCACCUAUAUUCUUGUUUCUUCACUGAUGAGCUGCGUAGAGUAAUGGAUUCAGUGUAGCAUUUAGAUCUGUGAUGAUGAUUCAUUCCUAUGUUUGAGAGAAGAUAUGUAUUUAUUUCUGUACUGAGAAAAUAUAAAUUAUUUUCAGAAGAUAAUUUUAAAGAAUAGAGUUUUAGAUGAGUGGCUUUCAUUUCCUGAUUAGAGAGCAGGUCAAAGUCGUCUCUCGUCAUUAGCUGCACUGUCGAAGAUGAAAAGCGCGUAUGUCAUUCGCAGUAGAGUUCCUGCGACUGAUUGCUCUCCCAAUAGAAGCCUGUGAAAUGUUGCGUAGAGAUGUUUAAGGUCCUCCAGGCAGAUUCAAGGACACACCUGGAGGAUCUGGAAGGAUAUCAGAUACAGUUUGAAGGACACCUGUUAACAUGUGAUGUUUGAUGCUCAAACAUGCAGGACCAAAAACCUUUAUGUUUGCACCUGUCCCAGCUUCCUGUCAUAGUCUCCUUUUCACGUCUCCUCCGAUGACGAAGCUUUGCCUCCUCACCUUUAAAUUGCUGAAUGCUACGUUGAUUUAAAACGUACCCUGCCAUUAGCCUGUGCCCUUGAUCCUGCUGCCUUAUAGAACAUUCCCAGCCUUUCAUUUAGAAGUGUGUACCAAUCUCAGCUUGGGGUUGUGAAACCUUUUAGUGUGCUGAUCUUGAUUCCUCGAUGCUUGAAAGGCAUCUCAGGUCUGUCUCAUACAUCUGAUCAGAAACGUAAAACUGACCCUUAAUCAAUUCUCACUAUAACAAAUGUCUGCAUAUGUUUUAUUUAAUCACUCCUGAGGUCAAAAUGGUUGUUAAAAGAAAAGUUUGACAUCUUGAAAAAACGUGAAUUCUUGCAGAGUGUUGGGAGGAUUGAUGCCACAAGUAUGAAGAUGUAGCUUAGCAUUAGCUCAGCAGGGGAAGACAGAGGCUUGAUCCUGUCAGACAAGGCAACUAAAUCCACCAACCAGCACUUACAAACCUCACUAAUAAACUUGUUAUAUCUUCAUUAUCUGUAAAAAUAGAGAAUACUGCUUCCUGUCUCCACGAAGAUAAUGCUGCUUUCAGACAUGAACUUCACAAAACCUUCGUAUUUUCUUUGGACGAGGUUCUUGUGUGAACGUAAAUGUCCAAGUGAGAGCCUCCGGAUUAUUUGUGAACUUUCUCAAAUAAAGAGCCAUAAGAUGUCUUGGACAUUUCCGUUCUCUUGUACAGCCCCUCUUUAAAAUGAGGGACAUGUAUGGAGUUCAGUGUGAAAGCAGCAUUAGAAAGAUAAGGGUGGUCUUGAUCUUUUCAUCUAAUUCUCUACAAGAAGACGUUUUUUCUUCCAGACAUGUCAAACAUUUCUUUUCUUUGGUUGUAGUUUGAUUUGUAACAGUUCAUUUUCCUCAGUUUGGUAAAAACAAAAAAGCAUCAAAACGUCCAAAGAAAAUCCACGACUCCCUUCUACAUAAUCCAGCUUUUAUCUGUCCAUCUGGAUGCUCAAGUUCCAAACAGUCCCAUUUUUUGAUAUAUUAACAAAGACUAUUUGGCCAAGGUCAGUGGAUGGUGUUAGCACAACACCGAGGUGAUUUAUAAUACAGGAGUAUUUGAGACGUUUCAGUCUUUUGCUCUUCUUUGCACUUGUCAGCAUUUAAAUACUUACUGUAGUAUCCAACAUGUUGCUAGCUGGUGCCAGAGAGCACAAAAGUAGACUGGAUGUGGGUGGUGCUUUAGUCCCUGUACAUCCGGUGGCAUAGAUUCAUUUUGUGGGUUAAUUUUACAAAAAUAUUAUUCGCUAUAAUUAUUUAAUGGAUUAAUAUUUGACUUUCAAACAAGUCGCCUUGAAUUAAAUUAUAAUUAUUGGUUAAUUAAAUUCAGCGGGCUCAAACGGAGCGAACUGAACCCCGUGUUUCAAUCUGCUUUUCAUGAUGAACCACAGGGAAUCAGUGUGUUUUAAAGACCUCUCCACUGGGCACAAGAUUUGACUGAAUAUUCCUUUUUCACAUGGCACAAUCAUACAAACCAAACUAUAUUGGGUUUCAUUUUAGUUUUUAAGACCCACUCGGUGUUCCAGGAUUAGGGUUAGGAACCAUGCACAAUACAGACAAUAUUUAUACAAAUAACUGGCUUAACUUUGAUGGCACAUCAUUGUAUAUCAUGGACUGAUUUGAAAGAGUUAAAUAGGAACCAUCACUAAUUUAUGAUUUAAAACUUAUGUUCAAGUUUCAAUUGUUUGGCUCGACUACGUUAAAAAAACAUGUUGAUCCGCUGAUCUGUGUAUUAUGGCCUUACAGGAAUCAUUCAGCAAACUAAUGAGGUUUAAUCAAGAUGUGUGAUACUUAUGUCUUAGCUGGUCCUCUGUGCCUGUUCCCAUUAACCCGUAUAUAUAAAUAUAUUCCAAGCGUUUUCCAUGAAGAGAAGGACGAGCAUUUGCUGUCGUUUUUAUUCACCUUACGAAUGCCUUUCAUUUUUGUCAGAUGAUGAUACUGGUCUCUUCUUGAAUCACCACAAAGAAAUGUCCUCACCAAAAACAGAGAGAGCGAGAGAGAGAGAGAGAGAGCGAGAGGGUGAAAGAGGAGGGAUACAUGAAUUUAACUUCAUUCCCAGGUGUACAAAAACCUAAACUUUAGUUCUCAUGUGAAUUUUAUGUUCGUAUUCUUUGCAUGGCGUUUUGGAAAUCUUGGAAAUAUUAAUCACAGCACAGAUUAUUUGUAUGGUUUCAAAUGGACCUCUGUAAUAUAAGAAAAAAUAUUUAAUUGUAAUAAAUAAUAUAUGAGUUUGAA